Messenger RNA from Pomacea canaliculata, 2398 nucleotides. RefSeq names its product archaemetzincin-2-like. The transcript has 4 exons. Lineage: Eukaryota; Metazoa; Mollusca; Gastropoda; Architaenioglossa; Ampullariidae. Gene Ontology annotation, molecular function: metallopeptidase activity. The coding region runs from base 221 to 1345 and encodes 374 amino acids. Gene Ontology annotation, biological process: proteolysis. The record is from RefSeq and is a predicted model, not a curated record.
AAGAUGUUCGACUGCUUUUCGUUAACCGAAAACGUAUAUCAUUACCUGAACUGCGAAUUAUCCAAUUGUUCUACUUUUGUGUGGUAAAAAUCAAACUUAAGCACGAAAUCACACUAAGAAUGCUAUUUUUCGACGUACGAGUGUAUGCCUUCAUUCAAGCUUCCUUGCAAGUUGGACUGUACAGCACAAUAAUCUGAAACUAAACAUUGCGACAAACAAAAUGGGUGCUUCCAACAGUAGUGAGUCUGAAAUCCAGCAGUCUUCAGGAGCAGAAAGACUUUCAUGCGUAGAUCCACACUUCCGAUCUUUGAUGGGUAAACUGGAAAGACUGGCACCAGCAGCUCAAAGAAUCUUUAGCCUCGGAAAGUUGUAUUUUGUGCAAGGAGACAGAGACACAGAAAACGACAAAAAUGAAUUCCAAGCCUUGUUCCCAAGUCUAGAUAGGGGAGACUCCACAGAAAGCAAAUUUGAAAGCGGCUUUGAGUUAUUUCACCCUCUCAAAAAGUCUACUCCUCCUUUGCAACACGGGCAGACUUUCAUGCAGUGGAAAGCUGGUCACGAUUUUCAGUAUGCUAAUCUCACCUGUAGUCAGCGACGUAGAGUUAUUUAUAUCCAACCUAUUGACGAUUUUCCAGAUUUUGUGAAAAACUUUCGUUUUGAGUGGAACUUUCAGUCCCGAACCAUGAGUGUAGAUCUGUUUGAGAUGCUUCAAGGUUUUGCACAAAUCUUCUUUUCAGGAAUGGAUGUUUGCUUACUGCCCAAAAUAGAAAUGGCAGAAAUUGGAUGGGAUGUUGCGUCCAGGUAUCACCAGGUUACUGGACAGAAACAAUACCUGGUGAGUGACUUUUAUCCACAUUUGCGACGCAUUCUCCCACCUGAUGGUGCCUGUAUACUUGGCCUUAUCUGGACAGACUUGUUCCCAGAAAAUUUUAACUUUGUGCUUGGAGAGGCAUCUGUUAAGCAUCUGGCUGGCAUCUUCUGUUUUGGGAGGUUUCCCCCAAGCAGCAGCAAUGCUCAAGAUUUGACAAAGAUAACAGGCAGUAUUGUUUGGAAACUAAUCAAGGUAAUAAGUCAUGAAACUUGCCACUUGUUUGGACUGGAUCACUGCACAUUCUUCAGAUGUGCAAUGAAUGAAAGCAACUCUGUACCAGAAGCUGUAGAUCAACCUCUGUUCCUGUGUCCUGUGUGUCUGAGAAAGCUUCAUCAGCACUGUGGAUUUGAUGUUGUGGAAAGGUACCAAGACUUGCUCAAAUUCCUCAAAGACAUCCAAGUACAGCUUCCAUGUGAUUCUGUGGACAGUGCUGUGAAGUGGCUGGAAAACUGUCUGAAAUUUUUGAAUUCAUAGUUAUGCUUCAAAAACUGGAACUUUCACUUUAUAAAACCAAAAUCUAUAUGGUGAUAGCAUUAAGUGACAUAAAGAUCUGUUUACAAAAUAGAAAAUUUGAGAUAAAUGUUUAUUUUAAGAAAGAUGGUCAGCUCAAGUGAUUGAUUUUGUUGAAGAACAGCAUCAGGUUCAGUCUAUACUGUAUCACGUCACAUGAGAUUGUGAAAAUGUGUAUUAAUGAAAGCAGGCUACUUCAGUGAUCUUUGCCCACCCAUCCCAAUAAUAGACUGUUUCUGUCACACACAGUUUGAAAGAAAAAAGAUGUUCUAGGACAUGCUAGGUGUUUACUUUUUUUAAAGAUUUUCUGCAUGCUCAAAAUUCCAUUUGUAUGUUUUUCAGAUUUCUGUUACCAUGUACACAGCACUGAUAAUGUAUCAAAGAUAGUAACUAUUAUAAAUGAUGCUAUGUAACAUUUGUUUAAUUUGCACCAAGAGAUUAAGAUUAAUUCUGCAGUUUUCUAACUCUAAUUUUUUGUAAGGGAAUUAAAAAAUCAAUCAGGUUAGUGAACAGCAUGAUUAAUCAGAGCUCAAAAUUAUUCAUGUAUGUGAUAUAAGCCACACAGUGAGGUCAUUUAAAUUAUAAGCAGAGCUAAGCUGUUUGUGUCAGAAAUGCCCUGCAACUGAACAGUGGAGUAAUAUUUCUACAGCUAUGAACUUCCCAAAGUAUGUAUAAAUUUCAUUAAUAAUAAAGUAUCUUGUUUAAAAUGCAAUAUAUUUGUGUCAUUGCCUAGCCCUGGUGAGUGAGAGACACAUCAAACGUUAUAUUUUCAUAUAUUUUUAACAUUCAUGCAUGGAAAAUGUUGCUUGAAGUGCUACUUUCUUUUCAUUAUGGAUCAAAGAAAUGUAUUUUCUUUGAGUUUGCUAAUAAUUCUAUUCCAGAUGAUCACUAAGAUAUUGGACUUGACAUGAGACUAAGAAAGCUUCACUUUCACUGUUAUGCUGUAAGCUGAUUGCAAUAAUCGUUUCAUUGAAGUUAUUUCAUGAAAUCUGGUUAUUAAACUUAUGUUUUUCUGUG